AUGACACCCGGCUUGGUUGAUCGGGGCUUCACGGCCAAGAGGGGCCGAGGGCGUUUCCUUCUAAAAUCAUCUGGGCCUGGGCGGUCAACAGUCAAGAGUCAGCUUCCAGCAAAACCUGGCGGGACCUCUCAGGGGAGACCCAGCACGGAAGCGAAAACACAUGGGACGGCAAGUCCCACGCCUAAACCAGAUCCCGGCCGACCUCGCAGCGAGUCCAUCGGCCAGGCUAGUUCCGUCAUUCUUGAAAACAACAAUGUGGAUGAUCCUCAAAAUCAUGCCUCAAAGCCAAAACCUAGCGCAGCGUCGAUAUCAGAUACAACUCAUGCCGAGCCCAAUGGAGACGUCACCAAGGUCGUGGAGGAUCCUUCAUCCGAUGGAAUGUCUUUUGGUGCCUCCGACCUUCACAAGCUGCCAACCGAGGCUAUUGAGAGUAUGAAAGACAAUACAGUGAAGCAGCCAUGUGUCCCCGAGCUGGCCAAGAAGAAUCCAGCUCCCGUUACGAACAUGGAGCCGGAGCCCAUCUUAAUACGAGACUCAGAGGCAGAAGCACCGACGAAUGAGCGAGUGCAUGUGUCUGCCCACAUUCGAGUAUCGGUGACAACUGAAGAAUUGCCGGAUAUCGGCAUGCCUGAUCUGCCUCAAGAGCUGAAGGCCCCAUCAGAACUGACCACACAGCAGGAAGUCGUUCCUGCUUCACAGAAACACAAUGCUGAAGGGAGAAAGGAGGAUCGCCCGUCCGGCCCUCCGCCCCGCAAAAAGAGGAAGCCGGACUCGCCGAUUCAACAAGAGGGCGUUAAGGUUACCGAUGUUGCUCCUCCGGAGUCGCCAUUGGCUCGUUCUAAAAUCCCAUCUCAACAGGCAAAUGAUGAAUCGUCGUCGAGUAGGACCCGCUCCCCGCCAGCCCAAUCAAUCGAUCUGAACGCUGAAGAUGACGACGAAGCCAACAUGGCUGAUGUAAGUGAGUCUUCGGACGACGACGAAGACCCCAAGCCGGCAGACACGGUCAUGCUACCCUUUAGAGCGAAGUAUGAAGCUCGUAGGAAGAAGAUGCUGGCUGCUUUUGACUCGGCUGCCUUCGAUGCGUGUAUCUAUCGACAGUCAGAUCUGCGUCCGCCUCCUGGUGUUGUCAUCCCAUCCCGCAAAACUCGAAAGGCGAAGGCUUCAAGCGAAGAACCCCGGCUCUUUCUGCCUGUGAACCCGGCCAUUCAUAGAAUGCACAACCGAUCAGAAGAUUGGUACAAGAAAAAGUGCCAAGAGAUCAAGCGCCGCCCUAGACGAAAAGCAUGGUUCGGUAAAGUGUUGGAGAGACAGAGAUGGCUAAAUGCGAGGGAGGCCAAGUUGGAUGAGGAAUGCGAACAGGCUCGGCUGGCAGGAAAAGAUCCACCGUUCAGACCUCCACAACCAAGAACACACAAGCGGAUUCUCGACUUUGGAGAUGUCCCCGAAGAAGAGCUGCCGGAGGAUGUGCGCAACAAUCCUGCGUGGUUGAAGGCAUGCGCCUGGCAUCGAGAGACGAUGAACAAAGCACUGCAACGCCAGCACCAAGUCAAUAAAACAACUGAAGAGACACAACGCUUCUUCAUGGAGGCUUUUAGCGAACUCCCCCUUUGA
This is a messenger RNA of Fusarium keratoplasticum, 1611 nucleotides long. RefSeq lists its product as uncharacterized. The record is from RefSeq and is a predicted model, not a curated record. The coding region runs from base 1 to 1611 and encodes 536 amino acids. The transcript has a single exon. Lineage: Eukaryota; Fungi; Ascomycota; Sordariomycetes; Hypocreales; Nectriaceae.